AUGCCCGUCCACGAGAUUAAAAGUAUGUCUGAGUUCCUCGAGAAGAUCCUCACCUCCUCGGAUCUUGUCGUCCUCGAUUGCUUCGCUGAAUGGUGUGGGCCCUGCAAGGCUAUUGCUCCCUUGAUCGAGCAAUGGAGCAAUGAAAACACGCACAUCAAGUUUUACAAGGUCGACGUCGACAAGGCGGAUGAUGUGGCCCAGGAAUUGAAUGUUCGCGCAAUGCCUACAUUUAUGUUUUUCAAAGGAGGAGAAAAAGUCACGGAAGUGGUCGGUGCCGACCAGGCGCAGAUUGCGAAUGGCAUCAAGCUCCUCACUGCUUAA
Penicillium longicatenatum is the source of this 321-nucleotide messenger RNA. Its product is annotated as thioredoxin family protein. NCBI's taxonomy places the organism in Eukaryota, Fungi, Ascomycota, Eurotiomycetes, Eurotiales, Aspergillaceae. Gene Ontology annotation, molecular function: protein-disulfide reductase activity. The record is from RefSeq and is a predicted model, not a curated record. The coding region runs from base 1 to 321 and encodes 106 amino acids. The transcript is spliced from 2 exons.